AUGGAUCCAGUAACAUCAGUAAAGGAUAGCUAUGGGCUUAAGAUUUUCCUUCGUCAUGAGGGAUUGGUGGUUAAUCCCUGUGAACCAUCUUUGGAAGUGAAGGAGUUUACUCCCUUCUUCGCAAAACCUCUAUUACCACCAGUAGCAGAUGCACGUCGGCCACCAGAAAGGCGUAGUUCACAUUCUCUGCUGCCCUCCAUUCAAGGGAGGCCUUCCUUAAGAAAAGCAACUGCUGACAAGAAAUCAUCCAAGGUCUCACAUGAGGUUUCUCUUCCUAGCCAGAGUUCAUAUGGACAAGCUGUGGUGAAUGGCAUAAAUGUUCUUUGUGGUGUUGGAAUUCUUUCAACUACUUGUGCUGUCAAAGAAGGUGGAUGGGUUGGGCUCUCAAUUCUGUUUAUCUUUGCUGUUGUUUCUUACUACACUGGGAUUCUCCUGCAUUCCUGUUUGGACAGUCAACCUGGGCUCGAGACUUACCCGGAUAUUGGCCAUGCUGCCUUUGGUAAUGUGGGACGUAUUGCUACAUCUGUUUCACUCAUGCCAGAUCCAAAAGCUAGAUCAUAUUUAUGCAGCCUCUUUGUCACUGCUGCUUUGAUUUGUUGCGUAUACUUCAUCGGAACUGCAUUCCUUGCGAAGGAUGACAUGGCGGACUUUGUUUCUCCUCUUUCCCCUCUUUCAAGAGCUGUGUUGCAGGAUUUUGGUAGCAUUUUACUAAGUGCAACAAAUAUUAGUUUCGAAGAAUUGCAAGAUCUUCAACAUUCACAUUUGGAUAAUCUGUACUGUGGUAUAUUAGAAGAGAGAUGAUGUCAAGAUGUGGUAAAAAUUUAGCAAAAGCCUUAGUUAUAUUGAUUUAACAAUUUUUAAAGAAGACAGAACCUAAUUAUUCUUUAUUGCUA
Messenger RNA from Coffea eugenioides, 893 nucleotides. Its product is annotated as amino acid transporter AVT1C-like. The record is from RefSeq and is a predicted model, not a curated record. Bases 1 to 801 code for a protein of 266 amino acids. Lineage: Eukaryota; Viridiplantae; Streptophyta; Magnoliopsida; Gentianales; Rubiaceae. Gene Ontology annotation, molecular function: amino acid transmembrane transporter activity. Gene Ontology annotation, cellular component: vacuolar membrane. Gene Ontology annotation, biological process: amino acid transmembrane transport. The transcript has 6 exons.